AUGUACACUUCUCCAGAAGGGGAGUCCUUCGAGAUGCUUCAGCCAUGCCUCCGUUAUAUCACCCGGAGCCCUCAGCUCAACGAGGCACAAGCACUCUUUGGCUUGUCCGUGGUUCAGCUAACUAAGGUCUACAGGCGCUUCAAAGAACGCUUUCCGGAAGUCAAUGUGACUUACCUCGCCGAUGACCAGCGGGCACCCUACGGCCCGCAGCCGCCAGAAGACGUAGCAGACUAUUCUCGACACAUCAUCUCCUGGCUGGAUGGAGAGGAUAACGGCUUGACCUUGAUCGCAUGCAACACUGCCUCUGUUGCUUCCAUUGCGUUCGGAGUGCCAGAAGACACGGCCUUCACUGCCCACCCUGUGCUGCCAAUAGCCGCGCCCUACGGUGCUUUCUUUCGCGCCGUGGACAAGCUGCCAUGUCGGAAGGUAGGCCUCUUUGCCACGGACGCCACCUGCCGGAGUGGAGUCUACCAGCGGCAGGUGCGAAGUGCGGGCGGCCGUGGCUUCGGGAUUGUCCCCAACAACCUCCAUGAGGACUUUCCUUCGCAGGCGCCUACACGUGACUGUAUCGGCUGCGCAGAAUGCGUGGCCGCAGUGCAGCACGAGCCACCCUUCGACCAAGAUGAGACAUGGGAGGAGCGGACAGAAGCGAUGCUUCGGAAGAAGUUCGAGUCGUACCUGGACGAGGACGGCUCCAAGAUUGAUUUCUUGAUCUUCGGCUGCACACAUUUUCCCACCCUGGCACCGCUGGUGAGAAAAAUCUUUGGACCUUCGCUGCGUCUCGGCAUGCAGAUCGUUCCAGAUCAUUUUGCCCGACGGCCUUGUUUGUGUCUUCAAUUGGAGCUAUGCAAAUUUGCUUUCAAGUGGGUUCUGAAUUGA
Symbiodinium pilosum is the source of this 879-nucleotide messenger RNA. The record is from the annotation of a GenBank genome assembly. Lineage: Eukaryota; Dinophyceae; Suessiales; Symbiodiniaceae.